AUGGCAUCCCAAGACGAAGUUCAACGGCAACGCAUAAUGCAGGCCCUUCGACAACAAGUACAGGAACGUCGACAAAUGGCUCGAAUUCAAGCUGAAGCUCAGGCACGGGCUCAAGUACAGGUUCGGGUACAGGCUCAAGCCCAGGCACAGAGUGCUUCAUCCGGCGGCAAUCAAUCUCAUCCAAGAUCCAGGAAGAUGGGCUCCCACUUUGAUGAUCUUCCGAUCAUGGAAGCAAUUGAUGUCGAGUUACUCAACCCCGAACCAACAUGUACUUCAUCGUUUGAUUUCGCCUGCCGAGAAGGACCUCUGUCGACAGUGGAGGACUGUGUCACCUCCAAGCUCCGCACACCAGCCUUUCUCCACCGUGGCCUCUUGAUCGCAAUUCGAGCGGGUCAUGUGGAGGCAGUUCAAUUUCUCCUGUCGCAUGGCGCGCCCAUUGCUCGACACACACCCGAGCUGGUCCUUAGAGCAUCACCUCGCCGGCAGAUUGAGAUCUUUGAGCUGUUUCUCAAGCAUGGCUGGACGCCCAACAAUCCAGGGUUCUACGGAGCUGUCAUUCUCCCUAGAGUGAUUGACAACAUUCCAUUGCUAUCUUGGUUCCUCGCACACGGGGCUGAUCCUAACCUGGGUCCACAGAAAGACUUUCGCGAUCGACUGGGAGCAUCGGACACGGAGUCAUGUGUCGCUCUCGAGACCGCAUCAGCGCGGGGAAGUCUAGAAGCUGUGCAAAUGUUGCUCGACGCAGGGGCUCGAAUCCAGAAUGGUACACCGCUGCACUGCGCUGCUGGUGCUUGCCCUCCGGGAGUUAACCCACAUGCUGGCCGUGUCAUACCUAGCAAAGGGUUUGAUGCUGAUCGAAUCCCCAUUAUGAGCUUACUAGUGGAGAAGGGUGCUGAUGUGAACGAGAAGACCCAGUCGCAACAUAUGGUACCUCAGUAUGCGAUUGUGCAUGCGGUCAUGGCCGGGGCGAUGGAGCGCGUCAAAUGGUUGAUUGCACAUGGGGCAGAUCCUUAUCUAAAGGGGGCUUUUGGGAGCGCCGUGAAUUAUGCGUCUUUCUGGGGUGCAGAGAUGACCCAGGUGAUCGAAGAGGCGCUUUCCCUGAAGAAGACAUCGUUGACGAUUGCUUCAUAG
Messenger RNA from Penicillium oxalicum, 1131 nucleotides. RefSeq names its product ankyrin repeat domain-containing protein. The coding region runs from base 1 to 1131 and encodes 376 amino acids. Gene Ontology annotation, molecular function: protein binding. The transcript has a single exon. The record is from RefSeq and is a predicted model, not a curated record. Gene Ontology annotation, cellular component: nucleus; cytoplasm. NCBI's taxonomy places the organism in Eukaryota, Fungi, Ascomycota, Eurotiomycetes, Eurotiales, Aspergillaceae.